CGCUUCUACACCGUGAAUGCCAACACGGUGGGCACGCUGGAGCGCGUCAUGAACAGCAUCAAGUUCACCGACUCCGCAGGGGUCAGAAUGGCACAAGAACUUCAAGCAGAUGCCGCCAAGCUCGACGACUUCCGCGCACGCAUGCACAAGCAGGGCUGGCGCAUUGGGCUGGCUGGCAACACCAGAACAUCGGGGGGGUGGAGCGCGGGAGUCCUCAUUGCGGCUCUAUGUAGUCAUGGGUUCGACUAUGCGAGGCGCGGCGUCGACACCUGGGACAUCUCUCCGAAGGGCCCCGCGGGCCGCCUUGCCAUCGCGUCGGGGGGCGCGGCGCUGCAACAGGGCUUGCUGCGCGGCGGCGUCUACCUUUGGAACAGCGAGGGCUCCGCCACACGCAACCAGCAGAUCCUGCCCAAGUGGGCGCCCGCCGUGGAGGCCGCGCGGCAGGCGUGGAUGCUGGGCGGGGGCUUCAACAUGGACCCGUCCGACCUGCACGCCUCGGGGCUGCUGGGCAGGAUGAAGGGUAGCAUCGUGCGUGACCAGCAGACGGGCUCCUGCGGCGCGGGAGGAGAGGCAGGAGUGCGCAACACCAGUGACUAUCUCAUCGUCUCCACGAGCCUGGCCGUGGGACCGCUGACGGCGACGGCGCUGGAGGGCUUCAACGUGGCGCCCCACCUGCCAGUCAGGAAGGAGAUCGCGCAGAUGGGCUCCCGUAGCAGGAAGCCCUACAAGCUCACCGCACCCAAGCGGUGGCCCAUCAAGCUGCCCGUGGGCUGCGCCGCACCGCCUACGCCGCGGCCGAGGCCCUUCGCCAGGGCGGGAAACCACGAGCGGGCGGACAUCGACGAGCACUGGGGCAACGCGGGGCAGGCGCACGAGAGCCACCUCAACCGCUUCUUUAAUUUCGACGGCGACGAGCUCGCCACGCGCAUGGGCCACUUCGAGCUGCCCAAGUACAAAUGGCAGGACAUCGAGGUCCCUGCCGCCGCGGAGGCCACCGCCGUGCGGGCGUGGGCCGAGGGCGCCGAAUGGCUGGCCCGCAACCUCAAGCACCUGCACGACAGCGCCUCGGCAAGGAUCGCCAAGGGCCCUCCCAAUCACCCCAUCGCGAUGCCGCUCUUCGCUAAGCGCGCGCCCGACCAGGAGGCCACCCGCAGCGACGAGGACGACGGCGACACGCCGGCGCCCAUCCAGGAAGGGGGGCACCCCGGGGAGGGCGCCGACGCGACCAUCAGUUGGAACACCACCAACUGGCCUGACAUCGCGAGCACGCCAGGCUACGUCACCGCCGACGCGACGACCGAUUGCGAGCUCCACUACGUCUUCUGCAUGACCAAGCUGCUGGACCUCGCCAGCCGCCGCAGCUGGUUGGCAUUACACCGCGCCUCGACCGCCAGCUGGCGUCGAUGGGUGCGCGCGCAUGGACAGCGAGGCGCGGGGGCCAUCCACCGGCGGGCGAAACCCACCAGCCCGUGGACACCGCAGGCGACCGCAGGCGUUUCGCAGGACUUGGAGGACCACGCGCUCGUGCACCCCCAGGCCGACUGGCACCCUCGCCAGUGGCAGUUGGGCGGCUACGCUGGAGCAGCGCGCGUCGCCAGCGUGCUGAACGCCACGGAGGCGGGUGCCCCGUGGCCCGCGGCGCAGGCCGCCAUCCUGUUCCACUUGCUGGCCAAGCCGAGCGGUGGCCACCGCAAUCUCGGACUCAUGCCCUAUUUGGCGAGGCUGUGGGAGACCAUCCGCACGCCGUGCGCGCGGAGCUGGGAGACCAAGAACAGGCGAGACUACGACUGGGCAGCCCGAGGCAGGUCCAGCGAGAGGGCGGCUUGGAUGCAGGCACUGUUCUGCGAGUCCACGGCCGCCCUGGAUCUCGACUAUGCCGUCGCGUACUUCGACCUGGUCAAAUACUUCGAGUUCGUGGCCCACGCGAAGGCGUGGGAGGCGGGGCUGCACUGGGGCUUCAACCGCGCCAUCCCGCGGGCCACCCC
Molecule: messenger RNA, 1985 nt
Organism: Prorocentrum cordatum
Lineage: Eukaryota; Dinophyceae; Prorocentrales; Prorocentraceae
Source: the annotation of a GenBank genome assembly